AUGAACCCGUUGCCUUACACACCUACCUCUUUUUGCUCCGUUGGAGUGCUCGUCCUCACUCCCGUUAUAUCCUUCCACCUGAGGACCCCCAUCACAGCGUGGCGAACCCACGACCCGCGCCUGCCGGUCCUACUGUUCGACAAUUCAUCAACGACACCGCACAGCACCGAGUUCACAACCAGGCCUCUGGCACUGCCCUCCUUGUCAUUCUUCAACGCCACCUCGCCGCUUAUGGGUAACGAUCUUCUCUCCCUCAUAAAGAUCGAAGAAGUACAACGGCUUAUGCGAGUACUUCAACGCUUUCCAAAUCGCAUCCUGGCGCAGUCG
Iphiclides podalirius (scarce swallowtail) is the source of this 327-nucleotide messenger RNA. NCBI's taxonomy places the organism in Eukaryota, Metazoa, Arthropoda, Insecta, Lepidoptera, Papilionidae. The record is from the annotation of a GenBank genome assembly.